AUGGGAAAAUUGGCUGUUUUUGUUGCUCUUGCUGGUCCUACUGGUCCUGCUGAUCCUGCUGGUCCUACUGAUCCUGCUGGUUCUGCUGGUCCUGCUGAUCCUGCUGGUCCUACUGAUCCUGCUGGUUCUGCUGGUCCUGCUGAUCCUGCUGGUCCUACUGAUCCUGCUGGUUCUGCUGGUCCUGCUGAUCCUGCUGGUCCUACUGAUCCUGCUGGUUCUGCUGGUCCUGCUGAUCCUGCUGGUCCUACUGAUCCUGCUGGUUCUGCUGGUCCUGCUGAUCCUGCUGGGCCUACUGAUCCUGCUGGUUCCUUUACCAAACAAACAACCGAGUAUUUAACUUUAUCAAACCCAACCCGCCAGCCUUUGGCUUUCAAAGUCAAAACUACGGCUCCAAAAUUAUACUGUGUUCGACCAAAUGCCUCUAUUGUUCAGCCAGGAGAAACUUUACAAAUUUCAAUCAUUUUACAAGGAUUUUCUCAACCUUUACCUUCAGACUACAAGUGUAAGGACAAAUUCUUAUUAGUUUCAGUUCCUGCAUUGCCACAAACCGAUCCAGUAAAAGUUGGUGAAUUAUGGUCCCAAUUGGAAAGUCAGAAUAAAAGCCAAGUUGUCUCUAAAAAGUUAAGAGUCAGUUAUGUAAUUGGCCCUGACAAGCAGGACUCAAAACCCGCUGGUACCGGUACUACCGCUAACGUACCUAAUGGUACUCCUGCAGCUGGUACUAAUACUGGUGCCAGUUCUGCUGCCGCUGUUGCCGCUGCUGUUGCUGGAUCCCAUGGUACUCAUAACCAACAACAACAACAACAACAACAACAACAACAACAACAACAGCCUCCUCAGCAACAAUACCAACAAGAGAAACAACACCCUACUCAAAACUUCAAUGCAGGAUACCAAGGUGGCUAUGGUCAACAACCACAACAACAACAACCAUUCCACCCAAAUGGAGAUGCUUCUUACAGCCAGUCUUCUAAUGAUUUCGGUGCUCACAGCAGAUCAUUCAAUGAUACUUCAUCCUUAAACAAUGGUUUUGGUGGUAUUAGUUACCAACAACCACAACAACAACAACAGCAACAACCACAACAACAGCAGCAGCAGCAGCCUCAAAUUCACCAACAACCAAGUUAUCAAGGUUCUUACAAUGGCGGAUACGGUACUCAACAGCCACAACAACAGGGAGCAACUUCAGCAGUUCAACGUGAAUUGGAGGCCUUGGCUAGACAGGUUCAAACUUUGUCUAGCAAAUUAGACCAAAACGAAAAAGCUGCUGCUUCACGUUCACCAGUUGCGGCAAUUGUCGAUAGUGAUUUAGCCGCCAAUGGUGUUUCUUUGCCAUUUGCUUUAGUUUUGAUCUUGAUUGCAUUCCUUCUUGGAUGGUUAGUAUUCUAA
Lodderomyces oxycetoniae is the source of this 1389-nucleotide messenger RNA. Its product is annotated as phosphatidylinositol-binding protein. The transcript has 2 exons. The coding region runs from base 1 to 1389 and encodes 462 amino acids. Gene Ontology annotation, cellular component: endoplasmic reticulum membrane; plasma membrane. The record is from RefSeq and is a predicted model, not a curated record. Gene Ontology annotation, molecular function: FFAT motif binding. NCBI's taxonomy places the organism in Eukaryota, Fungi, Ascomycota, Pichiomycetes, Serinales, Debaryomycetaceae. Gene Ontology annotation, biological process: endoplasmic reticulum membrane organization.